AUGCGUUUCAGCACCUUCUAUACAGUGGUUCUGGUCUUUGCACGACACGUGUGCGGCUUGCCAACCGAGAAGGACAAGGUAUCCGGGUUGGACAUCGCCUUGAGUCAAGCAGAGAACACACAUGUGAAGGCUGUGGUUAAGAACAUAGGCCAAGAAGAUAAGGUUUCAGUAUAUCAAAAUAACACGGAACUCGCAUUCAGUGGUAUCAGUCGGCAUUUUAGGCUCCAGGGCAUCACCCCAGAUGCAUUCACCACCUUGAAGGCCGGCGAGGCAAUCGAGGACGAGUUCGAUAUUGCCAAAACAACAGACCUAUCGUCUGGGGGUUCUGUACUGCUCAACUCCAGUGGACUGGUUCCUCUUGUGUCCAACGGAGCAGUGUCUGGGUAUUUGCCAUACCAUUCCAAUGAUCUCAACAUCAAGAUCGACGGUGUGAAAGCAUCUCAAAUGGACAAGGCUAUUAAACGUCUGCAGCGCCGCACCAAGGUGACCUGUGAUGACCAACAAAUGAAAGACGAGCUUACGGAGGCACUUCGCCAGACCUCCUCUCUGGCCAGCGUUGCAGCAAACGCCGCUCGUUUUGGUUCCGCUGACAAGUUCCGAGAGUAUUUCAAGACCACAGAGGUGUCUGUUCGGCAAAAAGUGGCAGCUCGACUGGAAGCAGUAGCAAGGGAAGCAGAUUCAGUAACUUCCGGGUCCACGACUUACUACUGUACCGACGAGUACGGGUAUUGCGAGACUAGUGUGCUAGCUUAUACAAUCCCAAUCCAAAAUGUGAUCGUCAACUGCGAACUUUAUUAUUCCUACCUGCCCGAACUCGCGAGCAAUUGUCACGAGCAGGAUCGUGCAACAACCUCGCUUCAUGAGUUCACACAUGCCCCCGGCGUUUAUAGCCCGGGGACACAGGAUCUAGGGUAUGGGUAUGAAGCAUCCACUGCUCUGAGUAGUCAGGAGGCUGUGAUGAACGCAGAUACCUACGCCCUGUAUGCAAAUGCAAUCCAUGUAGGUUGUUAA
Molecule: messenger RNA, 1011 nt
Organism: Penicillium malachiteum
Lineage: Eukaryota; Fungi; Ascomycota; Eurotiomycetes; Eurotiales; Aspergillaceae
Gene: mep20
Exons: 4
Coding region: 1-1011 (336 amino acids)
Biological process (GO): proteolysis
Molecular function (GO): metalloendopeptidase activity
Source: RefSeq, a predicted model, not a curated record